UCAAAAAUUAUAACCUAAAAGUUUGUUUAUGACAAAGACAAACAUUGAUAUUCAUUCUUCAUUUAAAAAGAAAAUAUUUGAUAUUAGCAAAGCUUUCUAAAAAGCGAGUGAUGAAAAAGAUAUUCAGUAAAUGAAUAAUUUAUUGAAGCCGAAAAAAUGUCUGAGGAAAAAUUGUUGCAUUAUAUACCAAGUGACCUGCAAGAAUUAGCAAGGGUAGUUGUUAGAGGAUUUUAUUCCAUUGAAGAUACUUUGAUAAUAGAUAUGCUUAUCGCCAAUCCGUGCAUGAAGGAGGAUGACAUGUGUGAAUUGUUAAAGUUCGAUAAGAAAAUGUUGAGAGCUCGUAUUGCUGUUCUGAAAAAUGACAAGUUUGUGCAAGUUCGACUAAAAAUGGAAACUGGUUUGGAUGGUAAAGCUCAAAAAGUUAAUUAUUACUUCAUAAAUUACAAAUCAUUUGUGAAUGUUGUAAAAUACAAACUUGACUUAAUGAGAAAACGACUGGAAACUGAAGAGAGAGAUGCUACUAGUAGGGCAAGCUUCAAAUGUCCUAGUUGUUUGAAGACAUUUACUGAUCUGGAAGCUGAUCAGUUGUUUGAUUUUAUGACAAGUGAAUUUCGUUGCACAUAUUGUAGAGAAGUUGUAGAAGAAGAUUCAUCGGCAUUUCCUAAGAAAGAUUCAAGACUGCUUUUAGCCAAGUUCAAUGAACAAUUGGAACCUCUUUAUAGAUUGUUACGUAAAGUAGAAGGUGUUAAGUUAGCUCCAGAAGUAUUGGAACCAGAACCAAUAGAUAUUAGUACUAUUAAAGGUCUUGAGAAGAAAACUUCUCAACCUUCUGGGGAUGCUUGGUCAGGGGAGCAAACUAGACAUUCAGGUUUUAUGGUUGAAGAAACUAGAGUGGAUAUUACAAUAGGGGAGGAGAACAAUGAUGCAUCUGCAGCUACAAGAAAAGAACAACCAAUUUGGAUGACCCAAUCUACUGUUAUUACAAAUGCAGAUUCUUCUGAAAUUAAUACAGAAGAUUCUAUUAUGGGUAGUAAUACUGAUUCAGCAAUGAACUCUAAGAAUGAAGAUAUAAUGAGCGUUCUUCUUGCCCACGAAAAGCGGCCAUCUUCUAAUGCAGUCAACAGCCUGAAACCUGUGAAAAAUGAUUCAGACUCAAGUGAAGAUGAGAUGAAUGAAGUCAAGGAAGUAGUGGGAGAUGUUGAGACUAUGGAGAGUGAUGAAGAAGAAGAUGGAAAUAUUCCUACUGUUACAGUAGGCAAUAAAACCUAUAGUAUUACGGAUAUAAAUGAUUCCAUAAUUGCUGAGAUGACUCAGUCAGAGAAAGAGAUUUAUGUACAAGUUUUUCAGGAUUAUUAUUCACACAUGAGCUAUUGAUUUUCCUCCAAAAUAACUUAUUCUAUUAAUAGAAGUUAGGGAAAAUAUGUGAUUUCAUAGUAUAUAAGUUAGAAAUCUACAAUAAAGUUUGUUAUUUUUAA
Molecule: messenger RNA, 1475 nt
Organism: Coccinella septempunctata (seven-spotted ladybird)
Lineage: Eukaryota; Metazoa; Arthropoda; Insecta; Coleoptera; Coccinellidae
Gene: TfIIEalpha
Product: general transcription factor IIE subunit 1
Exons: 1
Coding region: 157-1374 (405 amino acids)
Biological process (GO): transcription initiation at RNA polymerase II promoter; transcription open complex formation at RNA polymerase II promoter
Cellular component (GO): transcription factor TFIIE complex
Source: RefSeq, a predicted model, not a curated record